UAUGCAACGUUCUCUUUCUAUUCCUGUAUGUACCACUUUCUCAGUUCGGUCAUGCAUUUUAUCUUUAUAUGCAUCUCUAUGGGCUGCAACAGUGGCAGUGGUAAAGGACUUUUGUGGUAGAGGUCGCGAUUAAACACUUACUCAUAGGUAUAUCCGAGCCAACGACGAAAUAUCUCGUUUGUUAAUUGUGAUCAAAAUAACGCUAGAGAAAGACAGUUAUUCUCGUAAGCAGUAGCUUAUAGAUGCAUAUAUGAAUGCACGAGUGAACAAAGAUAAUAGAAUAGAGGAAGAAAGAAAGUGAAUUUGUGGACAGUAGAAGGAAUGCGACGAAAUCAGCCAUUAUUCGUUCAGGCUGUUGAUUUAUACAAAAAUACACCUAAAAUGUUUGAGCCGACAGAGCAGGGAAAGGAUUUAUGCAUUCAUACGGGAGUUGUACUACGAAGUGCAAACACAAGGGAAGAUGAGGUUCACAGUCUAGGCACAUUAAAUAUCGUUGAAUAUAGUUUUGGCAAAUGUAUAGAAUGGAAACCCAUAGAAGACUCUGUAGUAUCAGAGAAUCAAGAUCAAGACCCAGAAUGGUCUUUGGUAGAUACUCAUAUCAGACGUACGCGUACUUCAUCGGAAGGACCAGAUUCUCUUGGACGUACAAGGACUGUUAGAAUUUUGUUCUCAGAUUUAAACUCCUUUCGUGUAAAUCAUGGGGGGCAGCAACUUAUAUUUAUGCAAAAGGAUGGUACUACCCAUGUUGCCUUCUUCCAGCUAUCUAACGCUGAAAGUUUUGUAAAUUCUCUAAAAGGAUUUAUUAAAUUUGUAAAGUCUCGUACAAACAGAAAUUUAUACAUUGUAGUAGAUGAGGUCCAAUCAGUACUAAGUAAAUCAUUUGCUGAAUUGGACUUAUUUCAAGAGAACACUUCAGAUUAUGUUUGGAAAUUUGUAAAAAAUUUACAUAACCGUCCAUAUGAAACAACAUUGGAAGCAUUUAGUAAACUGGCAGAUAUCUGCUUAUACAAAGACCCUGCUAAACGUCCAGUCGAAGAAGCAGUUGCGGAUAUAUUAAAUAAUUCUUUUACAAUUGAUGUUCCUCCUCUACCAUCGAUAGGUUCUGGGGAGGAAUAUGAAAUGAUUGGGGAACAUGAAUUGGGUGUAGUAUUACCCCCAAGACCACCUUGUCCAAGAGGUACUCCACUGUCACAAGAGCAGUGGAACAAAUAUAAGGAUCCAGAAGAAAGAAUUUUAAAUCCACAAGAAGUGAAAGAAAUUAUUUUUCAUGGGGGUAUUGUACCAUCAUUACGUUUCGAAGUGUGGAAAUUUUUAUUAAAUUAUUAUCCAUGGAAUUCUACGCAUAUUGAAAGAUUAGAACUUAAAAAAAAGAAGACUGAUGAAUACUUCACGAUGAAGUUACAAUGGAAGUCGAUGACGCCUGUUCAAGAGAAUAAUUUCUCUGAUUAUCGAGAUCGAAAGAGUUUGAUAGAAAAGGAUGUGAAUAGAACAGAUAGAACGCAUCCGUACUACUCGGGUGAUAACAAUCCUCAUUUAGCACAAUUAUAUGAUAUUCUUAUGACCUAUGUAAUGUACAAUUUUGAUUUGGGAUACGUUCAAGGUAUGAGCGAUCUUCUGAGUCCUAUUUUAUGUUUAAUGGAAAGUGAGGUUGAUGCGUUUUGGUGCUUUGUUGGUUUUAUGAACAAAGUGAGUACCAAUUUUGAAAUAGACCAAGUUGGGAUGAAGGCCCAAUUGUGCCAAUUAUAUACUCUUCUGAGUACUACAGAUCCACAAUUAGCACAUUACUUGAACAAGCAUGAUUCAGGAAAUAUGUUCUUUUGCUUUCGUUGGCUUUUGGUACUAUUUAAAAGAGAAUUCAACGCGGUUGAUAUAAUGAGAUUAUGGGAAGUAUUAUGGACUGACUUACCAUGUAAGAAUUUCCAUCUCCUUUUAUGUGCAGCUAUUUUAGAUACAGAAAGAAAUGUGCUUAUGGAAAAUCGUUAUGGGCUUACAGAAAUAUUGAAGCACAUAAAUGAUCUUUCACACCAUAUUGAAUUGCCUUGGACAUUAUCUAAAGCGGAGGGUAUCUAUUGUCAAUUAAUGUCAGUUGCGGACCAGUUGCCUGAUAAUGUUCGCGUAAUAAUUGGACUUGAACCUAUGAAUAAAACGUCACCAAUAAGUGAAAUAGAAAAUUGUGAAGCUUCUGGUCAUAAUCUCGUAAUUGAUGGAGCUGAUAGUAAUCCAAGGAGAGAUAGCACAGAAAACGGCGAUAUUAAUUUUGAAGAUAAUGAAGUUUCGUUCGAACGCGGAUUAAAUUUAUCGUACAUGUGAGAACAGGAUCGUUCGUUCAUCAUUAUCUGAAGAGUGUUGUGCAUCAAUGUGUUGUUCAUUACACAGUCAAUUUUGUAUCAUUUAUUACUUUUAAGGAACAACAUUUGUAGUCACACUCUUCAAGAUGAACGUAUAUGCAUUGUUUGUUCAAACGGUGCAGCGAUGCCUUUUCGGCAUUCAACGAACUUUAUCUUGCGCAAAUGAUUUCGUAUUUUCUUUAUGAGACGAACCAUUUCGACCGAAACGUGAUACUACAAUCCACAUUUUGAUCAUUAAAGUUAGAACUCUGCACAUGUCAAACAUGACCUCCAAUUUACAAAGUUAUACUGAAAAUAAUUGUUAGUAGCGUUGAAUUUUGAGAUAUUUAUAAAAUUCACAGUGAGUACAUAAAUAUUAGUUACCUAUUAAAUAGAAGGUAGUUUCGUACAACCACAUAUUCUGUAUCUUACUGAUGCUUUUGAUGCAUAUGAAUUUGGAACAGAGAACAGAAAGGAUUUACAGUGUAUUUUGACUGUAGUCAGUGUUAGUGCUUGUAUCAUCUUCAUUUGAGUUUAAACGUCUUUCUUAAACCUGUAUAAAGGCUUACAACUGUACUGUACAUUUCUAAUAAAAGUCACCUGUUUCAUCUUCGA
This is a messenger RNA of Bombus huntii, 2942 nucleotides long. It is a transcript of the gene Tbc1d15-17, whose product is annotated as TBC1 domain family member 15. Gene Ontology annotation, biological process: activation of GTPase activity. Lineage: Eukaryota; Metazoa; Arthropoda; Insecta; Hymenoptera; Apidae. Gene Ontology annotation, molecular function: GTPase activator activity. The transcript is spliced from 10 exons. The coding region runs from base 322 to 2310 and encodes 662 amino acids. The record is from RefSeq and is a predicted model, not a curated record.